Molecule: messenger RNA, 3435 nt
Organism: Podospora bellae-mahoneyi
Lineage: Eukaryota; Fungi; Ascomycota; Sordariomycetes; Sordariales; Podosporaceae
Gene: RRP6
Product: exosome nuclease subunit
Exons: 4
Coding region: 762-3296 (844 amino acids)
Biological process (GO): histone mRNA catabolic process; exonucleolytic trimming to generate mature 3'-end of 5.8S rRNA from tricistronic rRNA transcript (SSU-rRNA, 5.8S rRNA, LSU-rRNA); nuclear polyadenylation-dependent CUT catabolic process
Cellular component (GO): nucleolus; nuclear exosome (RNase complex)
Molecular function (GO): single-stranded RNA binding; nucleotide binding; 3'-5'-RNA exonuclease activity
Source: RefSeq, a predicted model, not a curated record
CAUUUCAAGAAGCAGGUGUCGUAGCGUCUGAGCAAAUCAACCGUUAGCGGUGACCAUGAAUGACACACGGCCCUAUGAGACGGACUUACUCUUUCAGCUCGUUGCAUUCUGGGGCAAGUGAUUGAGACAUUUUGAAUAGGCCCCAGGCCUCGGUAGAAAGAACAAUGAAGCAAUGCUAGGGGAUUUUUGAAAUGACAGAGCCGUGUUGCGCCUGGAUGUAUUGCACUGCGAUGGCAAAUCCAGGAAACGAUGCCGCGUGUUUCGGCAGCCAGCCGGCAGUCUCGAUAUAGGUGAACUCGUGACUCCAGAAGAACUCCCAACAGAGGAAAAGCUUGGGCCAAGUUGCUAUCGAAUGGAAGGAAGCUUAGGUAGCGACUCUGAUUUUCUCCCAAAUAAAACUUCGGCUUUGCAAGUUGGAACUUCAAAUCUUUCUUGACAUCUCAUCACUCUUAAACGCCACCAAACUCCAACACAUGUGAGGUGACCUCCAACUGCCAAGCGAGAGAGGAGAGCCAGAUCUUAUCUUAUCGGCCACACACCUCUUUUGAGGGUACUUCCGCAGACAGCAAUAAAUCCCAGCAAUUACAAGUACCACGCUACUCUCAAAGCUGCUUAGCGUCGCAUCCACCCUGCCAAAGCGGAUCCACCGAAAAGUUCAGGACUGCCCGUUUUGAAAACAACCAGAAAGCCACCACCUGCUGCGCAAGACAACCACCCCAUCACUGGCAAAAGGCAGGACCGUUUGCGACAUCAACAACAGGAUGGAGUCAUCACAAGAUUACAACUCUCUCCGAGAGGCCAUCCAACCCGCCCUCGUCACCGUCACUCGAUCAGCCGGCGUCGUCGCAAACGAGGAUCUCCAAUUCCAGCGCACCGUCCGCCCAUCCGUCGGCGACAAGCUCGACAAGACCGCCGAUCGCAUGCUGGGCUUGGUCAACGGGUUGCUCAAGUCUUCCUCCAAGGUGACGGGACAGUCGACGACCAAGCUGGAGGAUAUCGACGAUAUCGAGAUCAAGUGGAGAGGCAUCGUCGACGUGAUCGAUUCGUUCCUUGAGAAGGCCGACACCUGCCUUGACGAGUACACCGGUUUGAUCAAGAGAAAGAAUGCGCCCACUGUCGAAGAAGGCCGCGACCCCAAGCGAUCGAAAUCGACGGCGCCGCUCGACUGGUCUCUCAAGCGCGCCAACAUUGUCAAGCCCCAGAAUGGGUUCGAGAAGAAGCCCAAUAAUUUUGACAAGGGGCCGUGGAAGCCCAUCUUGACGAAGAAGCCACAUGCGAUUGUUCCGUUGGAGCAGUCUUUCAGCACCAUUCUUAAUGAAGACCACACUACCCAAUACCAGAAUCCUUACCAGCCCGAAAUCGAAGCGAUGAAAUACCCCAGCCAUGUGUUCGAGUCAAGAGAGCCGAUCAAGUACCUCGACGUCGAGAGCACCAAGCCGAUUUGGGUGGACACGUGGGAGGGAGUGCUGGAGAUGGUCGAGGAGCUGAAGAAGGCGAGGGAGAUUGCGAUUGAUUUGGAGCAUCAUGACUUUCGGACUUAUACGGGUCUGUUGUCGCUCAUGCAGAUCAGCACGAGGGAGAAGGAUUGGAUUGUGGACACUUUGGUGCCGUGGAGGCACAGGUUGGAGGUGCUGAAUGAGGUUUUUGCUGACCCGGGGAUUGUGAAGGUUUUCCAUGGGGCGUUUAUGGAUGUGGUGUGGCUGCAGAGGGACUUGGGGGUGUACGUGGUGGGGUUGUUUGACACGCAUCAUGCGUCGACUGUGUUGGGGUAUGGGGGGGGGAGUUUGGCUUUUUUGCUGAAGAAGUUUGUGGGGUUUGAGGCGGAUAAGAGGUGGCAGCUGGCUGAUUGGAGGAUUAGGCCGUUGCCGGCGGAGAUGCUGUAUUAUGCCCGGGCUGAUACGCAUUACUUGCUUUAUGUCUACGACAUGAUCCGGAAUGAUCUUGCUGCCGCGGCGCACACUGUCCAUCCGGAUGGGAAGCCGAUUGAGCGGGUGAUUGCCAAGUCCAAGAAGACUGCUUUGUCUAGGUACGAGAACCCUGCUUUUGACGAGGAGACUGGGCUGGGGGAUCGGGGGUGGUAUAACUACCUUGCGAGGUCGAGUUAUGUCUACAACAAGGAAGAGUUUGCGGUUUUUAGGGCGUUGUGGAACUGGAGGGAUAAGACGGCAAGGGAAGAGGACGAGAGCACGGGGUUUGUGAUGAAGGAACAUGUCAUGGCGGAGAUUGUGAGGGUUAUGCCUAGUGACAAGAAGGCGCUUUGGAGCUUGCUGGAUGGGCACGCGAGGAAUUUGAAGGGGAGGCUGGACGAGUUGUUUGGGGUUGUGCAGGAGGGGAGGGAGAAGGGGCUUGCCGGGGGGUUGAGUUUGUUGCAGUUUCUUAGUGAGGGGAGUGGUUUGGCGCAGGCGCAGGUUGUGCCCAAGGCGCAGAAGGAGGAGGCGGUGGAUAUAAAGGAGUUGAGGAGUGAGAAGUCGCAGUUGUGGGGGAGUGUGCCGUUGAGUUCGGCUUGGGAGGAUAAGGGGGGGAAGAAGGAGGGUGAGGAUGAUGAGGUGCUGGAGCUUCCUCUUUACUAUAGCGCUGCGCAAGAGGAGGAGGAGGUUGGGGGUGGUGAUGGGGAGGAGAGGGUUCCCGUGCUCAAGUCUGCUGCUGAGGUUGAUGGUCAGGAGGAGCAGGAGCAGGAGAAUCAGGAGUUUACACUCAAGACGGGGAGAAAGCGCAAGGCGAGUGAGGCGGAUGUGUACUCUGGUCCGGAGGAGCAAGUGGAGGAUGAGGAAGAUGUUGAGGAGGAUGUGGAAAUGGAGGAUGCCACCACCCCUGCAGAUGGUGAACAAGAAGAUGACUCGGAAGAGGAGGAUGUCGAGGCGGCGAAGAAGACUGCUAAGCAGGAGAAGAAACUCAGAAGGAAGGCUGCUAAGAAGGCUAAGCGGGAGGCGGCUGCACAGGAGCAGGCUGAAGAGGGGGAGGAAAAGGAAGCGGAAGUGGAUGAGGAGGCGAGGAGGGAGGCGAAGAGGGCCGAGCGGAAGGCUAGGAAGGCUGCUAAGAGGGCUGCCAAGGCACAGGAGCAACAGCAGGAGGAAGGGGAGGAGGAGGAGGAGGAGGCGUUUGAUUACAGCAAGGCUGCUUCUGUGCUCAAGGCUGACGGGGGGGCGAGGUCGGAGUUUGAUGACAAGAGGAAGGGGAAGAAGGGGAAGAAGGAGAAGGUCUUUGAUCCGUAUGCUGCGAAGACGGGGUCGGAUUUGAAGGGGGUGAGGAAUAGGAAUUAUGAGAGGGCGGGGAGGUCGGCUACUUUUAGGAAGUGAGAGAGUGUGAGGGUGGGUGAAUGGGUUUGCAUUGAUGAGGGAGUAGUGUUUGGGAGCAUUACUGUGUGGGAGUAGAUAUAGCAUUGCAUCGGAUACUUCAUUAGAAAUUGGUGUCGAGAAUUGAAGUUGAGUUUUGUCA